AUGCCCGGCACGCCGUUCCCCUCUCCCUCCUCCCGGUCCUCCUCUUCCUCUGCCAUCACGACCAACUCCUCCCCCUCGAUUCGCUCUCUACUGAUACUGGUCGCCCUUGUCAAUCUCGCCUGGAGUCUCUACCAGCUUCCGCUCAACCGUGUCAUUGAGCGCAGACUCUGCCGCGACUUCUAUCUCGACGCCGACCCUUCGGCAAUUGGCCAAGAUGGAAACGUGCCCGAGGAGCUGUGCAAGCUGGACGACAUACAACAGAAUCUGGGUAGCAUGAUGGGCCUCAUGGAGACGGGCUGGGUUGCUGGCGACUUUGUCAUGACCAUCCCCCUCGUCCUGCUUGCUGCCCGCUACGGCCACGCCUUUGUCCUGCGACUCAACCUCGUGCCUCGCAUCCUCGUGCUCUGCUGGACCCUCGCGGUCGGCUACUUCGAUCACGCCCUUCCCCUGCCCGCCCUUGCUCUUGGCCCGCUCUCGUCAGUCCUCGGCGGAGACUGUGUCUUCAACUCCAUCGUGUACUCGCUGGUCUCGACGGCUACCCAUGACGGUGUGCAAAGAGCCACCUUCUUCGGCCAGGUGAAUGCAGUCUCGGCCAUAUUCGUCGCCCAGCUUGGUCCUGCUCUGGCCUCUGGCACCAUGAGCAUACUGCUGUGGCUUCCUUUGUGUGCCGGCGUCGUCCUUCUUCUCGCCGCUGUGCCCGUCAUCUCCGGCCUUCCCGCAUCAAACACCGGCAGUUCUAGACGCCAGCACGACCAAGAGUCGACUGCGCCCUUGUUACCGCAAGACCUUCCCUACCGCUCGCCUCCCACGCUCAGCAUCACAAGCUUCAAGGAGUCCGUCUCUGAUCGCAUCUCCUCCGUCUUCAAGGUCAUAACCAGCUACCCGCCCAACUUCACGCUCCUGCUUGCUAGCUUCUUCCUCACCUCCCUGGCCAGCUCCGACACCAAGCUCAUGGCCCAGUACAUCUCUAAGCGAUAUGGGUGGAAGUUCACCUCGGUGGGCUACUUGCUAUCGGGAAAGGCAGUCUUCAACUUUUUCCUUCUCUAUCUCAUUAUCCCUACUAUCUUGCGUCGGCGCCGGUCCUCUCCAUUGCCUUCCUCUCAGUCUCGACGCCUCUCGGACCCGGACGUCUUCACGAUCCAAGGCCACAAGGUGGCCGAUGGACACAACAUCAGCUAUGCUCAAACAUGCCUUGUCUUUUCUGUUCUGGGUGCCGUCGCUAUAGCCAUGGCUUCGACGGUUUGGACCUUGGUACCGUCACUGCUACUUUACGCCAUGGGCAUCGCACUCCCCAUGUUUACUUACUCGCUGCUCAAAUCACCUUCGUUAUUGCCAGAUUCCAGUGGGCCGGAGAUGAGCACAGCCGGCAACGUCACUGUUGUGGUUUCGGAAGCUCAGAUUUUCUCAAUCGUUAUGCUGGUCAAGACGGUAGGCUUGCUGGUCGGAGCACCGACCAUGGCUGCUUUGUCACCUCGGCUCUUUUCACCUUCUUCCGCACACUUGUCUACAUCACCUUCCGCCCUUUGCAUACCCAUCAUGGCAAACCAACAAUUACCUCCUCCGCGCCGUCGUGGGGAUCAUUUGUUCGAGCGAUGGGGGGUUAAGCUACAUGAGGACAGCAACGGCAUCAUCUCCUCUGGAUUGCUUCCCAUAUUCCCGACUGUUGACGGACCGUACGGCCUCGCUGAAGACCUUUGGUGGACGCAUAAGCGAGCGUUGCAGGAGGCGGCUACACCCACGGACCGGAUGCCAAAGUCCAUACCGAAGCCCUCGGGCGUGCAACUGGACGAAUUAUUCUUUACCGAACGGUGGCAGCAGCUUGUUCUUCACGGGGUCAGAACAUGGGAGCUUCCUUCCCUCAACCAGGGUAUCAUAGGGACAAGUUACUGGCACGAGGUCUUCAUGACGGACCUUUCAAUCAUGCAACUUCCCAACAUCAGCGUUACAGUUGAGCAAUUCCCCGACAUCGAUCUCAUUAACGUGGACGAGAGCAAGUGGAACAAAGUCUUCCGCCGGGGCCGCUGGUAUGAUUUGCGGGGUGUUGUGUUGGAAAAGGACGCCAACGGGCGCCCUACAAAUACUCGAACUUGGAGUGUAGACGAUAACGGCAUCUGGGGUGAACUGCGAGUCGUGAUUGAGAUGGCCAACAGGAUGCUGCAUCACGUCAUUUACGGUGAUUGGCUUUACGCACUGCUGGAGGGAACCUUGGUCCCGAUCCCGAAUGUCCAGCCAUUCCAGCCAGGAAAGAAUGAUCCCUUCUUUUUGCCCCGGCGGAUGGUUUCGCCCGGUGAAGCUGGAACAGGGCCCAAACAGCCCGACCAACGGAUUGCCCAACGAUUAUGGCAGCAAGUUGAGCUUUUAUCAGAGUGGAUUAUCUGGUCCUUCUUUGAUCCGCGGGACUUGGACAAGUAUGGGUGUGUGAGCAAGACGGGUGUCACAUCUGCUUACUGCGACACAGCAGCAAUCCGGACGGUGAUGCAGAAACGUUUAGAUCCCAACGCUCUUCCACACCCGCGUGACCCUGAUGUAUUCAGCGAUAUCAAAAUCAACACUAUGCUUCUCGAAGCGUUGCUCACCAUCUCAAAUACACCAGAAGAAGUUGCUUCCAAACACACCACGCGGCUCGAUUUAGCGUUUGUAAUGGUACACGAGCUUAUGCAUGCACUUUAUCAGGCGAACGUCUACGUCAAGUCUGGCUGGGGCGGGUGGGAAUAUGAACCCCUUUACCAGAACGAGAACUCAGCGGAACUGGGCUGGUCACAGGAACAGUCCCUUCUUGACGCCGUCAGAAAUAUUGGACCUUUGAACGUCUUUAUGCCUGACAGCGACUUCCUCUCCCGGGCUGGCCCUGCGUUUACUAUUACAAGCUCGUGGCUUGAUAACCCGACGCAACGCGCAAAGGGCAAAGAACUACAGGAGUUGUCCGAUGGUUCCUAUCGUGGUGUGCUGGAGAAAGUUAUCACUCAGCUGGGCCCCCUACCUACAUACUGGUGUUCCCGGUUCCAGUCCCAGAGCUUCUGGGAUUCUCACGUUGCUGUAUACGGGCAAGCCGCGCUCAAAGCUGAACCAGUGGUGCUUAGUAAGGCAAGGUACAACAAUAUAGCCCAUAUGCGGCUCUACCACGCCAGGAGACACGUGCAACCGUCGCUGUUGCGUCACCAACCGAUAGUACCGAACCAGAUGCAGAGGUUCCGGCUAGAGGAAGAGCAGACGUUCCAGUAUAUGGAGUUCCGCAGAAAGCUCUGGAAAAGCCUACGGCCUUGGUACAAGCAGUCUUACAGGAUGUGGCAGAAAACCCCGUACUCGUUUGGGAAUCUACGCCGAAUGAUUGACAAAUUCAGACAGGCGGUCCUUCAACGGAACCGUACCGAUGCGGAAAAGAUAGUCGGGACCUAUAGCAGCUACCUCAAGGUCCUCGCCAGAGAUCUGAGUUCACCUUAUGUUAUGACCAAUGCCCCGCCCGGGACCGAACCCUUCUGGUUUUUCGAAUUCCACCGCCAUCCGGCCCUGUGGCCCUUUUGCAUGCUCGAGAUUAUGAUGCAUGCGUCUCUUCCGUAUGACUGGUUAAUCUCAAUGAAGAAGAAUGCAGCGCCUCCAUCCGCGCCGACAGCUACCACCAGCAAAGAAGACUUUCCCAACCGCUGGUUUCCGAGCCAGCACGCCCUGGCUGCCGGUACCUUCUUCCAGUAUCCACUCCUCUGGAGUCGCAAGAAGGACAAGCCUCGUAACGCCGGUUUGGCCAGGCCUGAUGUUACCGACCCCGGCAAAAUCUACCCGCCUAUGUUCAGCGAGGAGUUCGGCAAGCCCGACAGGCUAGGACCAUGGCCUUCACCCGAGAGGCAAUCAUCCCUUUACCAUGCCCGCUGGGCCAUGCUUAUUGCCAUCGAAACUGAGAGAACUAGAGAACCCAUGAAGAAGUACCCCAUCCCCAAGAGGCUGUGGCAGGCUCUCAUGGACCAGUACAAGCGGCUUCUUGGGCAGAACCAACGCCUUGGUAACAAGAACAGCAACGGGCAGUGGUUAGAUUUCGACUUUGCAUUUCCUCCCUAUGAUGAGAAUGAUCAGUUUGUGGUUUUGGACAGGUUCAUCAGGCCCACGGGGCCUAAAAAGAUGGGACUUAGUGCCAAGGACUGGUACGAGCAAGGCCAUGCGGACCCCGACAAGCUAAUUAUCGCGCCCAAGCUGGUGCCUGCGCCGGCGGACGCCCCCGAGGUAUACUUGCCCAGUGAGGAUGAGGGGGACGGGGAUGCACCCGAGGUUUGGCAGCGUUGGUGGCCUGUUCACCCUUAUGUGGACGUGGACAUGGACGUGGACAUGAUGGAUGCGUCACCUUGAGAGCUGCACCGGGCCGGGCAUGUCGUGUUGCUCGGGGCUACGGGGCUAGUGAGACAAUCGGUCAGUAACUCGCGCAGGAAGGAAGAAGACACGAAGGGAAGACGAAAUAGAUGAAGGAAGGGGAGGAGGAAGGAACGAAACAAAGGGAAGUGAUGAAUUGGAUCAUGGCCGGUUGAAGAAGGAAUUAGGUCCGGUAAGGUAAGGUGGGUGUACCGCAGUUUGCACCCGCUGAGGCCCAAGGUUUGUGCGGGCAGUCUGAUGGCAGUUUGGCUUUUUCUUGUAUGUGUUCUCUCUUUAUGUUUUGGUGGUCCGCUCUAUUCUGUGCCUUGAUAUUCUACGAAUAAGACUGAUAUACACC
Messenger RNA from Neurospora tetraspora, 4693 nucleotides. RefSeq lists its product as uncharacterized. Gene Ontology annotation, biological process: transmembrane transport. The transcript is spliced from 5 exons. Gene Ontology annotation, cellular component: membrane. NCBI's taxonomy places the organism in Eukaryota, Fungi, Ascomycota, Sordariomycetes, Sordariales, Sordariaceae. Gene Ontology annotation, molecular function: transmembrane transporter activity. The coding region runs from base 1 to 4335 and encodes 1444 amino acids. The record is from RefSeq and is a predicted model, not a curated record.